Molecule: messenger RNA, 2232 nt
Organism: Amaranthus tricolor (Joseph's coat)
Lineage: Eukaryota; Viridiplantae; Streptophyta; Magnoliopsida; Caryophyllales; Amaranthaceae
Exons: 12
Coding region: 780-2030 (416 amino acids)
Source: RefSeq, a predicted model, not a curated record
AAACUGGAAAAAUAACAAGUUAUAGAUCCAAACAAAAUCAAAAUCUUCUUCUAAUCAUGCACUUUGCGAUCUAAUUCUUCAUUUUCUAAGCAUUUCCCAUGUGAAUUCUGUCUCGAUCACUGAGCCCUUUUCUCACUAUUUUUCUAAUUCCUUCUCUUUUUAAUGGAGUCAAUGCCAUUUAAAACCUGCCUUACAAAAACUUGCCCAACUCCUCCUGUCCUUCUUUCUUUGGGUACUACCCUUAUCUUGAAAUCUUUUAGCCGCAUCCUCCUUUAUGGGUAUGGAUUGCCGUCUUUUAUCUCUCCCCAGAGUUUGAUCCUAGUUUCAAUUUCGAGCUGAGUGUUCCUCUGACUGCAACCUUCUUAUUUUCUUUAAUAAGGGUAUGAUUUUCUCAAGCCGAAAACAUUUUAGCCGCAUCCUCCUUAUAGAUAUGUUGUUUUCCAUCCCUUUCCAGAAUCUGAUUAUAGUUUCUUGAGCGAGAUUUUCUGGGUCAAUAUUCUUAGCUCAUAUGACAUACUACUUGUUACAUGUAAUUCUGACAUCUGUUAUACUCACAUCUAUAUAGAAUUUCUUGAUGAUAAAUUUACAUUUUGUUUAUAGAUUAUUAAAAUUGUAUAUUGAAUAAUUAUAUAUAUAUGUAGAUAUAUGUUUAGAAUCAUUCAAAUUUAAUACUUUAUGAUAUGAUUGUGAUGUUUUUGGAUUAUGGUUAGCAAAAGAAAAUGUAAGAUUAUAUGGUUGAUACAGAUGUGGAGGUGCCCCCCUCUAGAUAAAAAGGAAUAAUGGGGUGUAGUUCUUCUUUGCUCCAAGCUGGGGGCAGAAGGAAGAAAAUGGUUAUUCCAGAAGUCGUUGUUUUUGUUCCAACUAUGCAAAUUCCUCUACAAACAGAGCUUCUAAAAGGGCUUAAAGGGUUAAUACCAAAGGAUAAUCUUGAUCAUCUUAUUGCUCUUCGAAAUCGCGUCGUUUUACUCUCUGAAGAUACUGAUCUUUCUGCAAUUCCUGAGAUUAAACUGGCUCUUGAGGAGUAUUUGCCUGUUCUGCUUGGAAUCACCAAGAAAGAGUAUGGUGCAACAGAAGCAGUCCAAUUCAAAUGGAGAACUCUGGAUGAUAGAAAACAAGAGAUUUGUGUGUCCAAUUCACUAUAUGAAAUCCUAUCAGUGGUUUAUAUGCUGGCUGUUUUGACACUGGUUGAAGCCAACACAUUAUUAGUUCCUCAGCAAUACCCUGGUUCUUCGGAUCGGAUAGUUUCUACAGAUUGUCAGAGGGAUGCAGUUGAUUUGCUAUUAAAGGCAUCAGGAUACUUGGAGUUUUGUGUGAAAAACAUUUUUCCACAAUUAGGCCAAGAUGUCAAGAAAAAGUUGCACAAGGAUAUGAAUGAGGGUGCAUUAGAGGCACUUUCCCUUCAAGCACUAGGCCAGGGAACAGCAUUGCAGCUGGGUUUGGCUAUUGAAAACCAAAAGGCCACAUUAUCAGUAAAGAGAAGAUUAGCAUGUGAGCAGUUGACCUACUUCACUCAGGCUCAUCACGCACUGUCCGAAGGAAAAACCGAAGAGCAUGAUGCAGGAAAGCAAACAUUGUUCAUUAGAUAUAAGUUUCUUGAAGCCAAGGCUGCAGCUUACUUCUACCAUGGUCUGAUUGUCGACAAAAGCAACGAACCGCAUAUAAAUGCACUCUCAUGUUUUGUUGCUGCUGAGGAACUUCUUACAGAGAACAAAAGGGCUUGUUUAAGUUUUUGUUUGGCUACUCCUGUCAGCAGAGCUCCUCCACUUUGGGGUGCAAUGAAGCAUUUCCACCAAAAGAUUCCAGACACUGCUUCUAAGAAAUCUCAGUUAUAUGGCUAUUUGUUAGACCAAGAAAAGGGUCUACCACCACCACCAGAGUUGCCGGAGUUUCAACUAUCAUUAAGACCGGAUGACUAUGAGUUACCGGAAAUCGACCCUUGUUGGAAUAGAGAUAAAUGGGAGAUUUUAGGUCAGCCCCUUAAAGAGCACCUUGAAGAUUCAGAAGAUGAGAUCGAGACAGAAAGUGUAUGAAGGGAAAAAUCUAUUCGCGGAAUCAAAUGAUAGUCAGUAACUUCGAGUACUUUCUGUACAUCGUCGAUAUAGUAGAAGUAUUUGAAGCUAGCUUGUGCUUUUGUAUUUUGACUAAAUUGCUUCUUUUGUGUAUAGAAGCACAGUCGAAUAUGUUGAAAAGCCAUUUCAAUGAAUUAUAUAUCGUUGAGAGCCUAAUUGAACA